Molecule: messenger RNA, 1815 nt
Organism: Drosophila innubila
Lineage: Eukaryota; Metazoa; Arthropoda; Insecta; Diptera; Drosophilidae
Exons: 3
Coding region: 309-1700 (463 amino acids)
Source: RefSeq, a predicted model, not a curated record
UCGGCUCGAUGUCGUCGCCUUGUCGCAGUUGUGUUUCGCGUCUCCAAACGUUGAGUUCACUCUUAAAGUCGCUCUCUUAAGUCACUCAAACUCACUCACACUCUCAAACGAACGGACACAAACAAAUAAGCUUCACUCAAUUUUUUUUUUGCUUGCAACGCGCGCAACAAAAACGAAUUCUUUUUUUUUUACUGUGUAUUAAAUUGAUUAAUUUGUAAUUUUUGCCGAUUUGAUCAAAGUGCAUAUUGAUCAUAUUGUUGUUGCCGCCAAAAGGAUACACAGGAUAACAUACAUAACGUAGUUUCAAGAUGGCCAAUUUUGUAAACCGCUCGUUGUUGCUGUUGCUUUUGGCCAGCUGUAUUUUGUUGGCUGUGAAUGGGAAAUCCGUGAGUCGACGCACCGAUAAAAUCUCCGAGAACUUUAAGCAGCUCGAUUUGCCACCAGAGGAGAUUGAUCCGAAUGUGGCGCCACCAGAGCCCCAAAAAUUGGAUGCAAAUGAUGCAGAGACUGCACUUUCAGAUCCCGUGGCAGUUGCAAGUCCAACUUCCACUUCGGCUGCUGUGGUUGAUGAGAGCAUCAAUGAAAUCGCUAGUGAAAUCGCUAGUGAAAAUGCAGCAGAUUCCGCAGCUGUGGCAGACUCCGCUCCAGUUGCCACAACUGCGGUGGCAACAGCAACAGCAACAGCAAAACCGAAGCCAAAACCCACAAAAACGACUGCAAAACCGACGGAAGAUAAUCCGAUUAGUCGGUACUGCAAGUGCACAGAGUCGCAUUGCGAUUGUUGCCGUAAAUUUGGGCUGCCACUGCUGCCCAGUGGUCCGGGCUGUGCCAAAAUCUCGUAUCUGGGCAACGAUGAGAUGAGUGUGUCGCUUAAAUUCGGUGAAAUCACCCUCGCCUCCCGUCGCAUCUCCAGCAAACGUGCUCGGCCCAUUUGUGUGAGCAUGCCCGGCGGUUAUUCCAAGUUCUGCGGCCGUGUGUACGGCUUAUCCCAGGCCAAGGAGAACUUCAAGGCCUGCCUUGCCUUCGAGCUGCGUGCCGAGGAUGACAUUGAGGCGCAGUUGCCCAUCUCCUGCUUCAAAUUCGGUGCCGAGGGAUUGCGCGUCGCAGAGGCAGAGCCGUUACCCACCAAGGUAAAGCAGCCGGAGGAGGAUGAUGAUGAUGACAUCUUUGGUUUUGGUGCUGGCGGCGAUGAUGACGAUGAGGAUGAGGAUGAUUACGACGAUGCCGAGGAGGCUUCGGCAGAGGACGACGAUACGGAUGAUGAUUACACGGAAGACGAUGAUACCGAAGCACCCGAAGAUGCCGAUUACGGUGGCUUCAGUCUGGGCGGUUUACUGGACGAGCUCGACGACGAUGAGGAUGAGAAGCCGGUGAAGAAACCCGUGACGGCUGUGACAGCAGUCGUGACUGCUCCCGUCGAUCAGACCCGUGAGCAGAGCACGGAUCUGGUUCAGAGCAAGGAUGAGGCCGGAACGGUUGCAGCUGCUACAGUUGCCACGCCCCUGGCCGAGGAGGCGGCCGCAGCGGUGGAGGCGGCCACAACCCCAGCCACAACCUCAACCUCAACCUCUAACAAAAAGAAGUCCAAGAAGGCGAAAAAGAACAAGAAGAAGAAGAAGGCGGCCACAAAUGCGGCGAGCGAAACGGAAACCGAUUUCGCCUAUGAGUUAUUCAAUGGCAUUCUGGAUUUUUUCAAUUGAGCGGCCAACGUGAAUUUGCCAACAUGUUUGGCAACACUGUAAAUACCUUGUAUCGACGUUGAGCUGCCCACAUGAGAAAAAGAAGAAGAAGAAAAGACGAAAAUAUGAAGGAGAA